Schistocerca piceifrons (Central American locust) is the source of this 8706-nucleotide messenger RNA. RefSeq names its product protein lava lamp-like. The record is from RefSeq and is a predicted model, not a curated record. The transcript is spliced from 13 exons. Lineage: Eukaryota; Metazoa; Arthropoda; Insecta; Orthoptera; Acrididae. Bases 179 to 8311 code for a protein of 2710 amino acids.
UAAGUAAUUUCUUGAUUUUAAAUUUUAGUAUAAUGUUAAUCGUGUUUCAGUAUUUGAUAACACAUUCGAUAAUACGAAGCGAAACGAACGACUCUUAGAAGGGUAUGUGUCACUUCUCGGAGCGAAGUGUUCUAAUUAAACUUCCUAAAAGCCCAGAAAAAAAAUCAGUGAGGUGACAAUGUGGUGGAGCGAGAGUUCUGAUCCACCAGGCGACCAGACGCAGGCGCCUGCACAAAAUGUGGAAGUAAAAGAACUUCAAGACCAGUUCGAACAGCAGCAGACGCUAAUCGCCCAACUGAAGGAGAUGUUGAGGAAAAAUGAGCAACAGCUUGUCACAAAAGAGAAGGAAGUUGAGGAAUAUGCAACCAAACUCUCUGGCAUUAAGUCUCGAGUUUCCAAAAGAGGACGUGCAAAAGCAGAAAAAACUGAAGCUACAGUUUCUGAAAGUGUGCCGGAUGCUGUUCAGCAAGAUGUGGCAACUGCAGAUUCCAAAGAUGAGGAAUUGAAAUCAACUGGAAAAAGAAAAGUUCAGAGAGGCAACCUGAUUCUUUUAAGAAAACAAUUAGAGGAGAACAGAAUAAAAUGUGAGCAGCGAAACAAGGAAGUUACAAAAAAUAAGCGUGGUAUUGAGGAGAUGGUUGAACACUUACGAUCACAGUUGGAAGAGAGAGAACAGACUAUUCAAGAACUGAAAGGAGAAUUUAACACUAGGUUAUUAGCAGCUGCUUCCUUAACACAAACAGUUCCUACUGCAGAGGUCACUCAAUCAUUUGAAAUACCAGAAGGUAUGUCACCAGAACAUCAGAUUCAAGAACUGCACUCACAGAUAUCUCUGAGAGACAAUAGAAUUACAGAACUUAAUGGUAAAAUAAUUGAACUGGAAAAUACAAUAAUUGAUCUUCAAGAGAACUUGAAGGAGAAGGAUUCUGUAAUUGAAGCUCGCACAAAGGCAAUAACAUUAAUGUCAGAAGACUUGUCACGCAAAAGCAAGGCAACUUUAGAUACCUUAGAUGAAACACGUGAGGAGAUGAGGACAAUGCAGCAAAAUUUUGUUGCCCUUGAAUCAAACAUGAAAAGAGAGAAAGAAGACCUGAAUAAACAACUGGAAGCAAAAAACAAGAGGUUACAACAGAUGGAAGACAGAAACAAGAUGCUGGAAUCAACAAGAUUUGAGCUGAGCACUCGGAAUGCAGAGCUCCAAGAGAAAGUUGUUCUUUUGCAAUCUGAAUUACAGAAACAGUCUGAAGAAAAUCAUCUAACUGAUAAUGUAAGAGCAUUAGAAGAGGCUCUUGAGAAAGCAAACAAUGAGAUUAGUAGCCUGAAAUCUGUUAUUCAUGAAAACAAGAUUCAACAAAGUAAUGAAGAUAUCGAGCUAUUGCAUCAAAGAAUUGCUGAGCUUGAAGAAGAUAAAGGUAACCUACAGUUACAUCUGGUAGACUUUGAUGACCUGAAAGGAUCAGAAGAUCUGUGGAAGCAGAAGGUAAUAGAGCUAGAAGACAGAGUGAAACAGCAAAACCUCGAUUUGGAUUCCCAUUUGCAUGCACUUUCUCUUAUUGAGUCUGAGAAACUGGAUUUAAUACAAGCACUACAAGAGAAGUCACAUGCAACAAACUCACUUGAAGCCAAAGUAGCAGACCUGCAACAAAUCAUAUCAGAAACUGAGAACUGUAAGGUCACAGCUGAACUGAAGGCAGUGGAACUUGAGGAGCAAGUUGACAUGUUGUUAAAACAAAAGGAUGAUCUUGCCAGUGAACUAGAAAAUAUGAAAACAGCUUUAGUUCAGUUUCAUAAUCAGCCUCUUAAAAAUGAUGAGCAAUUCUCAAACCAGUUUCAUGAAAAACAUGAAACUUGGGAUGUACAGGAACUCUCAGAAAAAGAGGAGAAGGAUUCUUCCAAUUUGGAAAUAUCAUUGAAACCUCUUGAAAGUGAACUUGAACAUGCAAGGAAAACAAUUGCAGAGCAAAGAGAAAUAAUAUCAGAGUUAAAUGAGAAACUCAGACAAAGAGAAGAGGAAAUGGAAUUACAACUGGAAAUUAUUUCAAAAUUGGAAAAUUUAGGGGAUCAGGUACAAGAAAGAGAAGAAAGCAAUGAGGAUGGUAAUAAAAUUUCUGAAAUUGUGAAAGAACUUGGAGAGAUGGCAGGAGACUUAAAUGAAUGGAAGAAGCGAUGCUCUGAAGUAGAGGAUAGGUUGGAGCAACUGGGAAAUGAAAAAGUUCAACUAGAAAGACAUUUAGAAGAAGUGAUAAAUGAAAAUCAGGUCAUAUCUACACAACUUAGAUUUCAGAAAGAAAUUUCUGAGGAGCUAGAAGCAAAGCUAAGUGAGCAGUAUCGAAUUCUUGCCACACGAGAUGAAGCCAUUAAUAAACUGAAAGAUACGGUAAAGGAGCAACAAAAAGCUCUGGAAAGUAAAGAUGUUGCUUUGUUGGAUGUUUCUCAGAAGCUACAAGAACUAGAACAAGAAGUAGAUAAGCAACAUCAGGAACUUGCAGCUGAACUUAUGUGUAGAACACAGGAAUUAGAAAAAGUCAAUUCUGAAUAUUUGGAACUGAAACUUACUUUUAAUGACAAAGAACAAGAACUAAAUAGUUUGAACAUACUAAUGCAAAAUUUAUCAGUACAAGUUGAUGAUGUUAUUAAUAGAAUUGGCUUAGGCAGCAUUGAUGUGAACAACAGUAUUUGUAGAAAACUGGAGGUUGCUUUGUCAGUAAUUGGAGAAAAGUGUGUCGAUUUGAUUUCAGAAAAUCAAAUGCUUAUUGGCACUACUGAACAAAACAACACUGCUUUAAAAGAAAUGAUUGAAAAACUGUCAUACAUGGGAAAGGUUGCUGCUGAGUUUGAGGAAAAUUUUGAAAUUCAGAAAAAGAAAGAUGAUGAACUUUCUAAUGUCAAAGAAGAUCUUGCAAGGAAAUUGGAUGAGCUGAGCAAUAAAGAUAAAACUAUCAGUGAACUUGAACAGAAAAUUACAGAGCAAAUUUCAAAAAACAAAAAGCUUGCAAAAUGCCUGAAAGCCAAAGCAGUUGUUGUCCGAAAUUAUGAAGAGAAAGAAAAAUUAUGGGAAGCAGCAAAUCAGUCAAAGGAGCAAGAGGCUGCUAUUGGAAAAUCUCUUCAGGAAAAUAUUAGUGCUCAGCAAGAAAGUGAAAUACUUUCACUGCAUAAACAGUUACAGGAAAAGGAUGAUGACCUGAGGAAAUAUAGUCACAAAUGCAGUGAACUUGAGAAUGAAAUUUCUAAUCUUACUCAGACAUGUGCAGAAUUACAGCAGCAACUUCAGCUGGUAUCUGAGGAGAGGAAUAAUACAAGCUGUAUCAUGCAGGAAAUGAGUGCAGAAAUGAAGGAAAGAGAAGAAAAGAUCAAUAAAUUGCAAGAAGAGCUUACUGCUAAAGAUGUACUCAAAAAUGAAUUAACGGAAGAAAAUAAAAAUAUAUUGAUGAAACGGGUAGAGCUUGAAAAUGAAUUGGUAGAGCUCCAUGGUAAAUUAUCACUUAUGGAAACUGAUGCCAUAAAAAAAUCUAAUGAAGUGGAGACUCUUAUAAAAGUAAAUGCAGAGAAGGAUGCAAAAUUAUUAGAUCUUCAGCUGCAACUUGAAAGAUUGUCAAGUUUGGAGGAGUCAGCUGCACAGAAAAAUGCAAUAAUUGCUGAUCUUGAAGAGCAGAUAAGCAGUAUGUCUGAGAAUUAUCAAAUGACUUCUUCUGCAAUGGAAGCAAAGCUGCAAGAACGGGAAGCGUAUUUAGAGGCACUAGAACAGGAACUGACAAAGAGUAGAGAAAGAGCUGCACAUUUGGAGGAAGGUCUUUGCAAUAUGGAAGAAAGGCGUAGAUCGUUAGAAGUAAAAUUUGAAACAUUAAGAGAUAUGUUGAUGGAAGCUGACAGGAAGAAAGAAGAAGUUGAAGAAAGUGAGGAAAUUUUGGAAGCACAAAUAUCUAACCUCAUGAGAAGUGUAGAAACAUUCAAGAAACGUUUGUAUGAGACAGAAGAGGAAAAUGGAGAUCUCAGUAGGAGAAUAUGUGAAAUGAAAGAUGAAAAUGAGUCCUUACAGAAAUCUUUGCUGUCAGCAGAAAUGACCACAAAGAGCUUGCAGAAAGAUGUGGAAAGACUGUCUUCAUUUGAGGUCUCAUAUACUGCUGCUCUUGAGAAAAUUGAGUCCUUGGAAAUUGAACUCAAACAGUCAGCCACAGAGUAUGCACACAAUCUGAAAGCGAGAAGUGAACAGGAAAAACUUCACAGAGAAACUUUGGAAUCUGACUUAAAGAGCUUAAGUCAUCAGUUAGAAAUAUCAGAAAAUGAAAAACGCUAUAUUAACGAACAGCUCGAAAAGCUGAAUGAUGUCAAGGUAACACUUGAGGAUGAAAUUGAGUCUUUAAAUGAGAAUCUUAGAGUUGCCAGUUCACGGAUAAGUGAAUUAGAGGAAGAAAGAAAAUUUAAUUCUUCUGCAGACAACCAGCCAAGUGAAAGAUCAGCAGUUAGUCAACUUUUCACUGAUCACCAGAAGAUACAACAAGAAACUGACCCAGUAGUCACAGAUGAUGAAAAAUACAAUGAUUCCAAACUUUGUAAAGAGGAAUACAUUAAAAACUUGUCUGCUGAGAUUGACAAAUUGAAAACCUUAUUGUCACAAAAAGAUAAUGAAUUACAUACCUAUCAACAAAGGUUGCUUCAGUUGCAGUUUGGAUCAAACCAAGGUGUGCCUUCACCUGAGGUCUGUGGAGAUGCAUUUUCAUCAGUGAAUAAAAAUACAAGCAGUCCUUCUUUCCAGGAAGCAAGAAGUGACGAUAUGAGCAAAAGUGUUUCAGAAUUAAAUGAAGAGAUUGACAUACUUAAGUCAGACCUUCUAAAAUCACAAGAGCAUAUAGAGGAAUUGAAGUGUAAGGUGGGUCUUCUAGAAAAUGAAGUAAAAGAUAAAGAAGCAAAACUUCAGCAGUCCUCAAAUUCUGUUGAAGAGCUAUUGCAGUUCAAGGAUUUGUGUGUUAGCUAUCAAAAAUGCAUAUCAGAUUUGAAACAGGAAAGAUAUAAAAUUUAUCAAGAACUCAUUAAAUCUACAGCUGAAAGUGAAGUCUCUGAAAUUAUUAACAAAGCUGUUGAAUGUGUUAACAUGAAAGAGACUGAGCAUCUGCCGAAUUUGCAGAAUCCAAGUGCUUUCACUGGUCAGCAGCCGGUAGAUGAACCUAGACCUACAGGGGAAGAAUACAGACUUUUAACAGAUAAACUAAAGAAACUGGAAAUAGAACUAGAAGUAAUUAAAACCGAGAGGGAUAAAGCCGUAGAGAAAAUUGAGUUAAAUGUAAACUCAUCAUUGGCUGCAGAACAUUCUUUCUCAGCAGCAGCAUUAGACAGUAGUGACAUGAACCAGAGACUGUCCAAUGUACCAGAACCACUAGAAAUUGAUGGUAUGCCAGAGGAAGCAGUUGAAACUUACCAGAGAAAGUCUUUUGUUUUUGGCUUGCAUUACUCUCCUUUAGAACCUACGGACACAGUAGAAACAGUAGAUGAUGAUGAUGGCUGGGGAUGGAGUGCAAGUGAAGCAAGGCUUGAAGAGGAGCACAUGCAGAAGCAACAAGAAACUUUCUCUGCUGUUGAUGCAAAUACUUUUAUGAAGACGCAUGUUGCAGAUUUGGAAAAACAAGUAAGAGAACUAGAAAGUGAAAAGACAAAAUUAUCAGAAGAAUUGCAGGCAGCUCAAAUAAGAAAUGGCAAGCUCCUCAAAAAACUGAAAGAUUUCAAACUUAAAAAUGAGAAUUUGAUGAGAGAAAAUCAAGAAUUAGCUUUAAAGACAGCUGAUGGAUUCUGCAAUUUGGACUCUGCAAUCGAAGAAGAGCUUAAAAUUCAGAUUGACACCCUAGAAAAAGAACUGAAAGAGUACAAGAAUGAAAGAGAAGCAACAAAGGUAGAAAAGGAGUCACUUUUGAAGCAAAUUGAUGUAUUAACUUCAGCAAAUGAAAGGUUUCUUGAAAUGAAAGAAAAGCAAGACAUAGAAGUUGAAAUGAGAGAACGCAAAAACCGAGAACUCAGCAAUGAAAUUGAAGGUCUCCAUUGGAAGAUUUCAGAGUUAAUCGAAGAAAAGUCAGCACGAGAAGCUUUUGUAGAUAAUGAGAGCUUAAGAGAAAAGCAAUUGGAAAUAUCAGACAAUUCUAAAAUCGAUGAACUGGAGCAGCAGAUUGCAGCUCUGGCUGCUGAUAAUGAGAAUCUGCAAAUGCUCUUGGAAGAGCAAAGAAAUUUGAGGCUACAGAUUGAGAAUGUCUGUAGAAAUAAUGCAUCUGUAGGUUAUCAGAAUGCUGAAAUUGAAGAACUGAAACUAGACUAUGAGAAGGUGAAAGAGCAAUAUGACAAAGCUUGUACUGAGCUAAAUAGAAUGUCAGCAAAUAUCCAGAAGUAUAUUACUAUUGAGAAUGAGUACAAACAAUGCUUGCAAAAGCUCAGUAACCUAGAAAAAGAAAAUAUUAUGCUAAUUGAUGAAAAUCAGAAAAUUGUUUCAGACUUAAAUGUGCAUUGCAGGGAAAAAGAGGAUUUUGAAGCAAUUGCAGGAGAAAAUAAUGGUAAAAUACAGGAGCUAGCUCUCCAAAAGGAACAACUGGAAGAACAAAAUCUAGGUUUAUCAAAUGAGUGUUCUGCUUUAAGACAUGAGCUGUACAGCUUACAGGAACAUAUUCAGAGUCUAAAUACUACUUUAGAUUUCCUGAAAACUGAAAAUGUAUCCCUAAAUGAAAAAUUGUCAUUGCUAAUAAUAGAAAGGAAAACUGACACCGAAAAUCUUUCUACAAAUUCAGACACUAAAGACGAUAAGCAAGUUGUUAAAUUGGAGAAAGAAACUGAAACGGAAAGUACUUAUCUGAAAAAAUCUAUCCUUACACAGACACUUUGCACCUGUAUGACAUUGCAAGAGCUGGAGAAUAAAGUAGAGACUCUGGCCACAGCCUUAAAUGAAAAAACUUCUGAACUUGAAGCAUUCCAGUUAGUGCUUGAGAGUGACAGAAAUAAACACUUUAUUUCUGAAAAGGAUUUGAACAUUGAAAUUGAAAGACUUAGAAAUGAGCUUCAGAAACAAAAUGAAAUACUACAGGAAAGAGACAUGAGAAACCUGGAGACAAGUAUCCAGCAGACUUCAGAUACAGAGAAUGUUACCAAAGUGAAGACUCAGUUGGCUAAAGUAAUUCAGGACUACGAAGAAAUGCUUGCAGAAAAGAAACAAGAAAUUUGUCAGUUGCAAACAUUGUUGCAAAAGAAGGAAGAAACCUCAUUGCACCUUUCUCAUAAACAGCUUGAAGAAGUAAUUGCAGCUAAAGAGAAUGAUAUAAUGGAAUUACAAACAAAAUUACAAGAAAAAGAGCAGAAAUUUGAAGAGUGCUUGUAUGAAAAGAAUCAGGAUGUGGAAAAUGAGAGACAAAGAAUUUAUGAAACAGAGAGACAAAUGGAAAGCUUGAUAUUUGCUAAAGAUGAGGACAUACAGAAUUUAAGAAUUGUGCUGGCUGAAAAAGAGAGGACUUCAAAUGAAUUACUUUGUGUGAAGGAAGAGGAUAUAAAAAAUCUAAAAAUAAAAAUUGCUGACAAGGAUGAAAAAAUCGGCCACCUUACUGAAAAGCUCCAUGCAGAAUUGCUGAAAGUUUCUCAUCUGGAGGAAAAAGUUGCUGAACUAGAGCAGAAGGUUGCUCUUCAUGAACUGGAAUAUCAGAGCUUCAGGUUACAACAAGCAGAAACUGCUUCAGAUGUUUCAGAUAUGGCACAGAUAAGCAAUGAUAAUAUUGCACAGGAAAUGGCUGAGGGCAAGCAAAAUGAAUUGGAUGUUGCAUUAUAUAUGUUGCACCAAAGAGAUGUUAGAUGUGAUGAAUUGACUUUAGAACUCAUGCAGUUGUUAGAGGAGCGUGAUACUCUCCAACUAAGACUUUCGAAUGCCUUAAAAGUUAACGAGGACCUUCGAAAUAAGUUGGGGAAAAUAUCAGCGACCUCCACACCAGUUCGAAGUGUGUCACUUUCGUCCCCACACCACUCUCUUUUGAGUGGUGCAGCCUCAUUGGAUCAGUCUGAAAUGGUUCAAGUGGGACAAACACCAGUACCUCCUCAGUCUGAGGAAGCUAAGGAAGAUCUUCAGGCUCUUGCAGAUAAGCUGUCCCAACUACAUAGUGUAGACUACAGACGAGAUGUCACAUUGAAGGACGAAAGUGAACAGCGACACAGUGAGCAGAUACAGUUGCUUCAGCAUAGAGGAAGUGGCAUUGUGCUUGAUGCCAGCUAUACAUUGUCCCGGGAUGUCCAAAGUCCGUCCACUGUGCUUCUGAACUGGAUCAGAGGCCGCAGCACACCCAAGGUGAUGCAUAUAUGAGCUGAUAAAUCACUGAACAGUGAGUGAAGUACUUUGAAGGAAUUGGACAUCCUGGUGACAUUGGUUAAUGUGGUUAAAAUUUCACAAAUGCCAAGUGCAGUUUUGUUAUUUUACUGCAGUCCAUAAACAUGAAGCAAGUUCAUUGUUAUUUUGCUGCAGUCCAUAAACAUGAAGCAAGUUCAUUCAUCUGUGAUAAGCAAUUUGGUAGAGUGCUUCCAUGUUGUUGCGGUUUUUCUACAUGAUUACUGUUAUGUGAUAUCAGUUUUAUCCCAGUGACUAUACUGAGUAUGGAACAAGUGCUUACUGAAAGAAAAAGUUGAAUUUAUUUUUAAUGUACUGAUUGUCGGACCAUUUUUUUUUACUUUAUAUUGUCCAAUACAUAUUGUAUAUGAGAA